Eremomyces bilateralis CBS 781.70 is the source of this 2488-nucleotide messenger RNA. RefSeq names its product MFS general substrate transporter. The record is from RefSeq and is a predicted model, not a curated record. Gene Ontology annotation, cellular component: membrane. Gene Ontology annotation, biological process: transmembrane transport. Gene Ontology annotation, molecular function: transmembrane transporter activity. NCBI's taxonomy places the organism in Eukaryota, Fungi, Ascomycota, Dothideomycetes, Eremomycetales, Eremomycetaceae. The transcript has 5 exons. The coding region runs from base 390 to 2393 and encodes 667 amino acids.
CCCGCCGCCGAUCCACUAAUUAAAGAGGAACUAAGCUCCAUCCUAAUCGCGCACAGAAUCAGGACUUUUUUCUUUGAAUACCCCCCCCCAAACUUUUAGGUAAACAUGCAUCCAUCGAGUGCCUCCCUCGAGCAUUCUCGUCUCUUCCCGCACGCUGGUGCCGGAUCUCCGUCCGGACUCUUUUCGGGGGUUCUGCUGUGGUUCUAUCUUUCCUGUCGCAUGGUCCCGCAGUUGGCCGCUGACUUGCAUGGGCCUUACCAUUAAAAAAGGUCGUGACCUCCCCCUCCAUCGAGUAGGUUGCUACUUGGGAUUUUUUCGACCUCCCUGGUCAGACAGACCAGUGUAUCAACACAGUCCUCAGUCUUCUACUGUCACUUCCUACUGUCAUCAUGGCUGAUGACGAAUCGGUUCGUGACUACGGGCCGGCCGCCCCUCAUGGACCGAAUAUGGACCAUAUCGCGACCCGGGAUGUCUUCGAAAUGAACAACCUCGAAGAAUCCGCCUUCAAACGCCUCCUCCGCCCCGACGACAGCUACGACACCGACGGUACCUACUGGGGCGACAUGAGCAUGCUCCGCCGCCUCAAGUUCGUCUCGAAAGUCGACGCCGAAGAAUUCCGCCGCGAGAUCCGUGACCUCGGCCGCAUGUUCAAGAAAGACCCCCUCAGCCCCUUCGGCAUGUACCUCCGCAACGCCGUCAUCCCUGGCGCCGGCCUCGGCCUCGAAGGCUACGUCCUCUUCUCCAUCGGCAAUGUGCGCCCGCUGCUGCAGGCCGCCUUCCCCGCCUGUUGGAAGACCCACGAGGUCUGCGACAAGACCUGGGUCGAGGCCCUAGAGAAUCUGGAGAUUGUCGGGAUUAUCUUGGGACAGAUCUUGGUGGGGUUCCAGGGCGAUUGGAUCGGUCGACGGUUUGGGUUGUUGCAGGACGCGUGGAUCAUGCUCAUCGGCCUGAUCAUGCUGACCGCCGCGUGGGGCGUCACCCAGAACGGAUGGGUCAUCUGCUACGUCUGGAGUCUGUUCAUCUACUCCAUCGGCGUGGGCGGCGAGUAUCCCAUGACCGCCACCUCCGGGAUGGAGAACGCCAUCGGCGCCGGCAAGAUUUCCACCCGCGAAGACCGUCUGCAUCGCGGCCGUAAGGUCACCAGCGCGUUCCUGAUGCAGGGCUGGGGCCAAUUGUUCAAUCUCAUCAUCCUCAUGCUCUGCCUCCUGGCCUUCCACAGCGGCAGCAACCCGCCCUACGGAAAGACCUCCGCGCAGUGGACCUACCGCGUCUCAUUCGGCAUCCCUGCCGUCGGCACCCUCUGGCUGUUGUACUACCGCACAUACAAGAUGAAAGGCGCCUCCACCCAACUCAAGCUGGCGAAGAAGAAAACAUCGGUCACCGGAUACGACGUUCAGUCGCUGAAGCUCACGCUGUGGUAUUUCGGACCGCGAUUGUUCGCCACGGCGAUGGGGUGGUUCCUCAAUGAUUUUCUGUUCUAUGGCAGCAAGUUGUUUCAGAGCCAGUUCAUUGCGGUGCUGCUGCCGGGGAACAAGUCGGUGAUGGUUGGAUGGCUGUACAGCUUGAUCAACACUGGCGUGAGCUUGGUUGGUUAUUAUCUGGCGUCGUUCCUCAUCGACAAUAAGAUCUACGGAAGAAAACACAUGCAAUCCGUCGGUUUCAUCUGCGACUUCAUCCUCUUCGCCGUCCCCGCCUUCAACUUUGAUUACUACACCUCAACCGCGCACGUCCACGAAUUUCAAGCUAUGUACUUCCUCGCCUCCUUCUUCCAACAGUUCGGCCCCAACGCCGUCACCUUCCUCGUCGCCGCCGAAGUCUUCCCCACCCCCAUCCGCGCCACCGCCCACGGCUUCUCCGCCGCCUGCGGCAAACUCGGCGCCCUCGCCCCCGCCGUCCUCUACAACUACAUCGACGACCGUACCAAAUUCAAAGUCGUCCCCUGGUUCGGUCUCGCCGGCGUCCUCGUCACUGUCCUUUUCCUCCCUGACACUACCGGUCUCGACCUCAAAGAGCAAGAACGCCGCUGGCGCUUCAUCCGUGCGGGCCGCGAGCACGAGUACCACGGCACCGCGAUCCACUGGCGGCACAUCUCGUGGUGGGAGCGGUUCCGCGGCGUGCAUAAGCCGUACGACGCGGCGCUCGACUUCGCGCAGAAGCUUGAAGAGAUGCGCGCCGACUGGGAGGUGUGGCGUGCGCAUCAGGGCGCGGAGGAUGCGGUGGUGGGGGGGCUGUUGCCGUUGGAGCAUUUGGAGCAUUUGGAGGCAUUGCAGGGAGAGGGUGGAGGACAUGUGCAUGGGUAUUUUGGGAGGACGGGGGUGAAAGAGGGGGUGGAAGUGGAGAAGGAGAAGGAAAAGGAGAAGGGGGCGAGGGGCGAGGGGGAAGAGGAGUCAUGACAAAGACUGAAAAGGCUAUGAGACAUGAGGGUAAUUUUGUGGAUAUUUAGCGGUUUUUCGGCAUAAACGCGCUGUGGAAUUGCAUAGCGUGAAUA